UUAGUUUUAAAUGAGCUACUGUCUCCUGGGUGAUGGAGACAAUCAUCUCCCACAGCAACUAAAUGAUUAUUUUUGAAAACCAAACAAAAUCACAAGCUUACCAAAUAAAAAUCCGGCCAUACGUGCCUGGCAAACCUUCCAACAAUCAGCUGGCGAGUUUUUUUUUUAUUUUCUUACCGAAAUAUGAAAUAGUCUAGCGGCAAAAAUGAGGAGGAAAGCCACAGCCAAAUGCGCAAAGGGAAAUACCAACAUUAAAGCAAGAGAAAAUACUCAGCUAAAGGUAAUAAAACAAAUAGGACGACCUACCAAAACUCCGACAGGGAAAGGCCUUGGAAAAGCAGGAGCCAAGCGUUUGGGCCGACUUCUAAAACGAGCCAUCCAGGACCCGGAGGAGUCCACCGCAACGGGAAAAGUUUCUCUGCCAAAGACUCCUGUUCGCCUUUUCAAGCAUCAGAUUCAAACUAAGGCUGAAAAUGCACCAAAGACAAACACUUCAAUACCGGCCUCGCAUCAUGUUCCCCAGCUCAUCCUCAAUGUUGUUUCCCAGUGCAAACACCGAGGUGGCAUCUCCAUGGCAGAGCUCAAGCAGACUUUGGCUGCUGGAGGCUACAAUGUCACCAAGAACAACAGGCGGGUGAACGUGGCGACUCAAAGACUGAUUAACAACGACAAACUUGUACGAACUACAAGGAAUGUAACGUUCAGACUCAACAAUGAGAAACAAACAAGCGGUGUGGUAUCGCCACAACUGAAAGGAGUUCUGAAGAAGAGCACAACCGCCACCAAAUCCUCCCAAGAAGCAGAAAAUUCACAGAGACAGGCCAAAAAGACUCCCAAACAAACAGACAAGACUCGUAAGCCAGCCGCCAAAUUACCAAAACGCAAGACUCUGAAGCCAGCAGCCAAAUCACCAAAACCAAAACGCAAGACUCGUAACCCAGCAGCUAAAUCACCAAAACCAAAAGGCAAGACUCUGAAGCCAGCAGCCAAAUCACCAAAACCAAAACGCAAGACUCGUAAGCCAGCAGCUAAAUCACCAAAACCAAAAGGCAAGACUCGUAAGCCAGCAGCUAAAUCACCAAAACCAAGACAGCAGACACCCAAAGCAAGAAGAAAAUCACCAAAGCCAACAGGGAAGAAAAGCAGAUCUGAAACGAAAUGCGUGGCACGGGUUCGAAAGGCACCAAGGAAGGCUCAAAGAGCUCAGAGACGUCGACCAAAGCAAAACCAGCAUCCGUAUAAAUCUUCCCGGAAAAGCCAGCAACCAAGGCCAAGAUUAAAAACACAACGUCGAGUUACCAGGAGAAGAGCUUACUACUAUUAGCAUUUAGAUUAUUUAAUGGUGAGCAGUAAUAAACUCAAACUUUUCUAGCACCCUGAAA
Molecule: messenger RNA, 1382 nt
Organism: Etheostoma cragini (Arkansas darter)
Lineage: Eukaryota; Metazoa; Chordata; Actinopteri; Perciformes; Percidae
Product: histone H1.1-like
Exons: 3
Coding region: 206-1324 (372 amino acids)
Biological process (GO): nucleosome assembly
Cellular component (GO): nucleosome
Molecular function (GO): DNA binding
Source: RefSeq, a predicted model, not a curated record